UCGUCAUGUGAUUUCCCGCAAUAUUGCGGACGUCGGUUUACAUUACUUCGGAGACACGUUAAUGUAUUAGGUGACAAGCUGGUGUUAACGUUUCCACCAAAUAAUUCUUAUACAUAAACGAAAAAAAGAAUAGGAAAACAAUAUGAAAAAUCAAGCCUGUUAGAAGAGAAUAUGAAUUUUUUUAAGUGUAACUUAGAAGAAUUAUUUAAUUAAUUGUAAAUAAGAAAACAACGAUUGAUGUGAAUACAUCCUGUGGAUAAGCGCAUAAUGCCUCUAUUUGGUAAAAAGAAGAGAGAUGCAGCAGGUGAACACACGAAUGGUGAUUCCGAAGGAUACACCUCCAGUAACGCGGGAUCUAAUGGAAGCGGUGGACAACACGAAAUUCAAAAACCUCGUUUGGUCUUCCAUUGCCAACAGGCACAAGGUAGCCCGACGGGCAUUAUUUCUGGCUUCACUAAUAUCAAGGAGUUAUAUCAAAAGAUAUGUGAAUGCUACGAUUUCCCUGUUACGGAUAUACUCUUUUGUACUCUCAACACUCAUAAAGUGGAUAUGACAAAAUUGCUUGGAGGACAAAUAGGAUUAGAAGAUUUCAUUUUUAUACAUAGGAAAGGACAAGCUAAAGAAGUGGAAAUUACAAAAACAGAAGAUGCGUUGGGCUUAACUAUAACUGAUAAUGGUGCAGGGUAUGCAUUUAUUAAGAGGAUUAAAGAAGGCAGUCUGAUUGAUAGAAUUGGAUUCAUCCAGGUGAGAAUGUAUAAAGUUAAAAAUAAUUUUUUUUAACAAUACUGUUUUGUU
This is a messenger RNA of Centruroides sculpturatus (bark scorpion), 795 nucleotides long. Its product is annotated as PDZ domain-containing protein GIPC1-like. Gene Ontology annotation, molecular function: protein binding. The transcript is spliced from 2 exons. The record is from RefSeq and is a predicted model, not a curated record. The coding region runs from base 268 to 780 and encodes 170 amino acids. Lineage: Eukaryota; Metazoa; Arthropoda; Arachnida; Scorpiones; Buthidae.